AUGCGGUCCCUCCGACCUCUUGCGGCUCGACUUCCCUCAGGUGUCUCAGUUCUGCGACCUCCUACUGGCACGCUCACCUUCACAAGACAUGUUGCGUCGAGCUCGGCGGCUGCAGAACCCCAGCCAGCUCACCCAGUUCUUCCGCCUACAGGCGUCAUAUCACGCCGGGAACGCAUCCGCGAUGCGAAGCCGUUCUCGGACUUUCUGACAGAUACCUUUCACCGCCAGCAUGACUAUCUGCGCAUCUCCGUCACCGAAAGAUGCAACCUGCGCUGUCUGUACUGCAUGCCGGAAGAGGGGGUUCCGCUGUCCCCCGACAAGAACCUCCUCACCAGCCCCGAGAUCAUUCUCCUGUCGUCCAUUUUCGUAUCGCAGGGUGUGACCAAAAUCCGGCUCACUGGAGGGGAGCCCACGGUGAGGCGAGAUAUCGUGCCUCUCAUGCAACAGCUCGGCGCACUGCGCCCAUACGGGCUCCGGGAGCUGUGUAUAACCACCAACGGGAUCUCAUUGCAUCGGAAACUGGACAGCAUGAUCGAGUCCGGGCUUACCGGUGUUAAUCUGAGCCUCGACACGCUGGACCCUUUUCAAUUUCAAAUCAUGACGAGGAGGAAGGGCUUCGAUGCUGUCCAGAAGAGCAUCGACCGCAUCCUGGAACUCAACUCACUGGGCGCCGGAGUCAAGUUGAAAAUCAAUUGCGUCGUUAUGCGAGGUCUCAACGACCGAGAGAUCCUCCCGUUUGUCGAAUUGACCCGCGAGAAGGAUCUCGAGGUGCGCUUCAUCGAGUACAUGCCCUUUGACGGCAACAAGUGGAACAAGGGCAAGAUGUUUUCGUACGACGAGAUGCUGGACGUGAUCCGGGCCGAGCAUCCCGACUUGCACAAAGUGAAGGAUGAGAAGAACGACACGAGCAAGACUUGGAAGGUACCUGGCUUUGUAGGCCGCCUCGGUUUCAUCACAAGCAUGACGCACAACUUCUGCGGCACCUGCAACCGACUUCGCAUCACGAGCGAUGGGAAUCUCAAGGUGUGCCUCUUCGGAAACGCCGAGGUCUCCCUGCGGGACAUUCUGAGGAAAUCCAACAGCGGAGAGCCCAUUGACGAAGAAGCGUUCGAGGCCAUGAAGCAGAUUGAGAUGAACCGCCGGCAAGGCCUCGCCGGCUCUGACCUACCGUUGGGAGUGGCACCAAACGAAGCCGAGCUCCUCGACGUUAUCGGGAUGGCAGUGAAGAGGAAGAAAGCAAAGCACGCCGGCAUUGGGCAGCUGGAGCACAUGAAGAACCGGCCGAUGAUUCUCAUAGGUGGGGCGCAGCAGCUCAUCCGCCGCGCCGUACCGCCUUUCGGCCUGCCAUCAGCAGCCUCCUUUGGCCAUUCUGGACAAAUACAGACCCAGCAACUACGACAGCUAUCUACCUCUCGCGCGUUGAAAACCACCAAGAAGGAUGAUGAUGAAGAUGAGAUCAUGAUACGCCUAGGAAACGACAAGGGGGACAAACCCGCAAACAAGGCACGCCUCACGCACGUAUCCGAGUCAGGCUCAGCACACAUGGUCGACAUUGCCGAGAAGCAAGUGACGUCGCGCGUCGCCACGGCCGCCUGCUCCGUGCACUUCUCCGGCGACACGGCCAUCCAGCUCAUCCAGGACAACCAGAUGAAGAAGGGCGACGUGCUGGGCGUGGCCCGCAUCGCGGGCAUCAUGGCGGCCAAGCGGACGGCGGACCUGAUCCCGCUGUGCCACCCGAUCGCCAUCUCGCGCGUCAGCGUGGACCUGGACGUGGUCGCGGGGAGCCGGCGGAUCGAGAUCCGGGCGACGGUGACGUGCGACGGCAAGACGGGGGUCGAGAUGGAGGCGCUGACGGCGGCGUCGUCGGCGGCCUUGACGGUGUACGACAUGUGCAAGGCCGUGGACAAGGGGAUGAGGGUCGAGGGGCUGCGGGUUGUGCUCAAGGAUGGGGGGAAGAGUGGGAGAUGGGAGAUGGACUGA
Trichoderma reesei QM6a is the source of this 1980-nucleotide messenger RNA. RefSeq lists its product as uncharacterized. The record is from RefSeq and is a predicted model, not a curated record. Gene Ontology annotation, molecular function: GTP 3',8'-cyclase activity; cyclic pyranopterin monophosphate synthase activity; metal ion binding. Gene Ontology annotation, biological process: Mo-molybdopterin cofactor biosynthetic process. The transcript is spliced from 2 exons. NCBI's taxonomy places the organism in Eukaryota, Fungi, Ascomycota, Sordariomycetes, Hypocreales, Hypocreaceae. The coding region runs from base 1 to 1980 and encodes 659 amino acids.